Linnemannia hyalina is the source of this 363-nucleotide messenger RNA. The record is from the annotation of a GenBank genome assembly. NCBI's taxonomy places the organism in Eukaryota, Fungi, Mortierellomycota, Mortierellomycetes, Mortierellales, Mortierellaceae.
AUGUCAACAAACAUGGAGGCAAAAGGUCUUGUCGACCAGCUGAUGCACCAGGUUGUCGGGUUACGUUUGGAGAUCGACAAGGCGCUGGAACACUCCUUCUUCCAAGUGUUGGAAGCGGAUCAAAAGAGUAAUCCCAGCAGCGGCAGCAGUAGCAAACGACCUCUUGAAGGCGUAACGGAUCAUGGUCAUGACACGAAGCGAGCUCGCCACGACUAUGAUAACGACAAUGGUGAUGUCCUUGAGGAUGGAAACAACUCUGUACAUAUUUCUUUCUCUGUGCGACCAAUCGGUCAGGUCCAUUCCCUGGAAGUUGUCAAACAUGCCCUCGUCGUGGAUGAUGAUCACGCCUGUUCGAGUAUUUAG